Pipistrellus nathusii (Nathusius's pipistrelle) is the source of this 1509-nucleotide messenger RNA. Lineage: Eukaryota; Metazoa; Chordata; Mammalia; Chiroptera; Vespertilionidae. The record is from the annotation of a GenBank genome assembly.
AUGGAGGGCCUGCUGCCUGUCAUCACAUCCGCCUUCCAGCUGGUCCUGAAGCACCUAUGCCAGGUGCUGUUGGUGGUUUCUGAGAGCUUGAGACACAUCCCAAGACUCCCUGCAUUCCUCUGGGGGAUCCUGGUGGGCGCUCUGGUGGUGGUGUCUGUGAUAGUAAAGAGAUGGCACACUUCAAGAAGAGUGAAGUCACCAGGUAAAAAGUGUUCUGCCAGUGAUGAAGUCUGUGCAAAUUGUAGUAAGACUAUUGGACCAAUGACAGAAGCCGACACCAUCAAGUCACCUGGGGUGGAGGCCAGUUCUCUCUUGUUACAGACCUUGAGUUUAAGGGUACUGAAUAAACACUUGAGCAGCUUGUCAUUCCAGAACGUGGCUGACACACUGAAAAUGGCGUGCAGGAGCCAACCUCCUAAACUUUCCCAAGUGACUGGUGAAAAGCCCAUCUCAAAAGCAUCCGGGGUUGAUGAAGAACAACUUCAGAAGAACAUAAUGGAUGAUUUGAACAAAAACACUCAUUAUCCAGGAAGUCCAGAACUACUCCAAGAAGAAAUGAUGGGAUGGAGGCAGAAAACCCAAGAGCAGGUGAAAACAAAACAAAGGCUGGAGCAGUUGAAGGCACAAAUGGAGCAGGCCCUGCAAGACAGAGUCUGCCCAGCACUGUCCGUAGCUGGAAGCCCCCUGAAGACCAUCCCCAAGCCUGCUGACCUUGGCCAUCCCAUGGACGAUGGGAACUUGGAAUUUCUACAAAAGAGGGAAGCAGAAAGUGGGGGUGAGUCUGAAGUUGGUCUCAAAGGUGUCCCUCAUGAUGCUGAUGUCAAUGUGUCCCAGAAGAAACAGGAAAUGGCCAGACAAUUGUGGGAGCAGAAGCGAAUGAGUGAAGCGCUUGCAGCAGAAAUAAGGAGUCUGCAAACUGAGAAAGCAUCUUUACAGCAUGAAAAUUCAAACCUAAAAGGUGAGAUUCAGCAGCUGAAGCUGAAGCUUCGAAUUCUGCCUGAGACACAUGAGGAUCAUGUAACACAGCUACGGAAACAACUGAAUGAGGCGGAAGUGCACAGCUUAGAGCUGGAUAAGAAAUUUCCUACCGUCUGGAGGGACAUGAACUCCACCUAUCACUUCCUGAACACGUAUAAGAAGAUGGUCCGAGACCUGAACCAGGAACUACAAAGAAGCACUUGCUACUAUCAAAAUGAGAUCCGAUGCCAGCAGAAAAGAGCUGAAGAAGCCUGGAUGGCAGUUGAGGUUAUAGAGAAGAAGUUCCAGGACCUGAGGAGAGAAAAUGACCGCAACAGGCAAAUGCUGGCCAAGGUCAAGUCCAAGUUCCAGCCUUUCCCAGGUGGCCCUUUAACUCCCGCUGCUCCCCCAGCAGUCCACAGAGGCCCUGCAGUGCCAGGCCAUCCCCUGACUCAUCAGGCCCCCAGGAAGGAGGAGGGUCCUGCAGUGACAGCUCAAGAAUCCAGGGUCACCUGCAGGUGUGACUCAGCAUCCUCAGUAGCUGGGUCCUGA